Plenodomus lingam JN3 is the source of this 1188-nucleotide messenger RNA. RefSeq lists its product as uncharacterized. The record is from RefSeq and is a predicted model, not a curated record. Gene Ontology annotation, cellular component: cytoplasm. NCBI's taxonomy places the organism in Eukaryota, Fungi, Ascomycota, Dothideomycetes, Pleosporales, Leptosphaeriaceae. Gene Ontology annotation, molecular function: oxidoreductase activity, acting on the CH-OH group of donors, NAD or NADP as acceptor.
AUGGAUAAGUCUAUGAGAAGCUACGCAACCAAUUGUUCUGCGUCGGGUCAGUGUUGGGUAACAGAUGCGUCGAUCAACCAAGUCGAGAAAGUUUGUAUACGAGCAAUGGCUGGCUUCAACAUGGCCAGCUCUGGUGAUCCUGUGGAAAUGAUGAUGCAUGGGACACAAUGUAGCCCAAUCAUUGCAAGAAACAUUAUUAUACAUCAAGAUGUCCUCGAUAUCAAUCCGACGAUUGGUACAUACAGGAUACCCUACAUGGCUUGCUUACCCACGCCUCUCACCCCGCACGCUCAAAACAGCAUAGCGUCACUGCGGGACAUCAAUUCAAUGUCCAAGCCUGUAGCAAUAGUAACAGGAGCUGGCUCCGGUAUAGGAGAAGCCGUAGCAAUCCACCUCCACAAUGAGCGCGGCUACAAAGUCGUUAUCGCAGACAUGAACCCGACAAGCGGCGAACGCGUGGCCGCGUCCCUGGGUCCCAACGCCCUCUUCAUCCAAACCGACGUGUCUUCGUACAAAUCGCAGGCGCAAAUGUUCAAGCGCGCAUACGAAUGGGGCGGCAACCGACUUGAUUUCUGCCACGCGAAUGCAGGGAUUGAUGAUAGGCAGAAUAUCUUCGAGGCGAGGGAGAGGGAAGAAUUGGAUGAGGAGGGGUUGUUAAAGAAGCUGAAUACAAAGACGUUAGAGGUGAAUCUUGAGGCUGUGGUGCAGGGCCUCUGGCUGUUCAAGUAUUAUGUUAGACGAAGUGAGGGGCCGGGGAGUGGUAAGGGGAAAUUUGUGGCGACGAGUAGUGCGGCUGGAUUAUACCACAUGUCACAAUGCCCCCAAUACACAACCUCCAAAUACGGCGUAAUCGGGCUCUGUCGAUCCUCAGGCCCCAUCUUCGUCAAAGAAGGCAUCACCGUCAACGCCAUCUGUCCCGCCUUCAUUCCCACAAAUCUCUGCCCGCCCGAGGUCCUCAAGCGUUGGCCAAAAGAACACAUCACGCCACUGUCGACAGUGAACAAGGCGAUUGAUGCGUUCUUGGCGGAUGACUCGUUGAGCGGCCAGGUGGUCGAGUUGUCGCAGGACGAGAUUUAUUUUAGGAAGCAGCAUGAUUGGGUGAAUGAGAGUCAGAAGUGGAUUGGGGAGGAGAGUGACAAGAUUUGGGACGUUGGGUACGCGGAGCCGCCGAAGAGAGAGGGGUAUUGA